Messenger RNA from Bombina bombina (fire-bellied toad), 2829 nucleotides. RefSeq names its product ceramide kinase (gene CERK). Bases 128 to 1870 code for a protein of 580 amino acids. The transcript is spliced from 14 exons. The record is from RefSeq and is a predicted model, not a curated record. NCBI's taxonomy places the organism in Eukaryota, Metazoa, Chordata, Amphibia, Anura, Bombinatoridae. Gene Ontology annotation, molecular function: kinase activity.
CUCCCAGACCUGCGCUCAGACAAUGGAUCUCCAGAUCCGCUAAGUUCCAGCUGUGGCUCAAUGUGAUCGCUUCCCCCAGAGGGACCAGUAGCCUGCUGGGCAAGGGGGGUGAUGCCAGUACAUAGCAAUGGAUCCCGAGCAGCCGGCCUCUCACUCCCCGCCUUCUUCUGUGCUGUGCUCGGUGCUUGCGGUGAAAAGUCAGAGCUAUGAAGUGACUCUGGACCCCGGUCAGCUGGUGCUGUCCUGGAGAGAAGUGAGGCCCCGGAGAGACAGGAGCCGCGGUGGAGCUGGUGGAAGCCGGACUGGGGCGUGCUUGGCGAGGGUGUUUCACAGAGCAAGAGGGUUAUCAGGCACUUUAACAGGGAAGUCAUCAUCAGGUGCUCAUGCUGUCCCAGUGUCUGAGAUUGUUUCAGUGGAGGAAGCAGAGAUUAAUGAGAAGAAUGACCCCAGUAUAAAAUGGCAGCACAUGUGCAAACCUCAUGCAUUUACAGUGCAUUACAUGCAAAGAGCGAAGAACCACCGCUGGCGGUGCAAGUCAGUGACGUUUUGGUGCAGUGACGAAGUUCUCUGCUGUUACUGGUUACAAGCACUAACUGAUCUACUAGAUCAGCAAACUUGUAGACCAAAGCACUUACUAGUUUAUAUUAAUCCUUAUGGUGGGAAGAAGAAAGGAAAACAAAUAUACGAAAAUAAAGUGGCUCCAUUGUUCAGCAUUGCGGCAAUCUCCACUGAUGUCAUAGUCACAGAAUAUGCAAACCAUGCUAGAGAUAAUCUGUAUGAAACCAAUCUUGACAAGUAUGACGGCAUUGUUUGUGUCGGCGGUGAUGGGAUGUUCAGUGAAGUGUUGCACGGCCUCAUUGGCCGAGUUCAGAAGGAUUCUAAUGUCGAUCAACACAAUCCAAAAGCACAGCUAGCACACUGCAAUAUCAGGAUUGGCAUUAUUCCUGCUGGUUCUACAGACUGUGUGUGCUUUGCUACUGUAGGUGUAAAUGACCCAGUUACAUCUGCUCUUCACAUAAUACUAGGAGACUCUCAGCCAUUGGAUGUUUGUUCUAUACACCACAAGAACAUGUUUCUGAAAUACUCAGUCUCAUUGGUUGGAUACGGUUUCUAUGGGGACGUGCUAAAAGGCAGCGAAAAGAAUCGCUGGAUGGGCCCUGCCAGAUAUGACUUUUCAGGUUUUAAGACAUUUUUGGCUCAUCAUUAUUAUGAAGGGACUGUUACUUUCCAACCAGCAAAGUGUUGUUUGAGUUCUCCAAGGGAUCAAAUCUGCUGCAGGUCUGGGUGCUACAUUUGCAGGCAAAGUAGCAACUAUCUGGAAUCGAAGCAGAGAGAACAGUCGUGUGGAUUGCAACAGAAAGAGCAAGAGGAGGACUGGACAAUAAUCAAAGGAAAGUUCAUGGCAAUUAAUGCAGCCAAUAUCAGCUGUGCAUGUCCUCGAAGCCCAAAAGGCCUCUCACCAGCAGCUCAUUUAGCCGAUGGAACUGCCGAUCUCAUUUUAGUUCGAAAAUGCUCAAGGCUAAAUUUUCUUAGGCACCUUAUCCGGCACACAAGCAAUGAUGAUCAGUUUGACUUUGGUUUUGUUGAUGUCCAUCGUGUAACAAAUUUCCAGUUUACUCCAAAACAUUUUGAAGAUGAAGACACUGAGAGUACAGAUAUAGGAAAUCUAGGGAAAAAGAAUUUCCCUCAGAUCUGCACUGAUCAUCCAUCCUGUGGAUGUAACCGAGCAAAUAGUAUCUGGAAUUGUGAUGGAGAAAUGUUGGAUCAAACUUCUAUUGAAGUGAGUGUUCACAGUCAAUUGAUAAAACUUUUUGCACGUGGAAUUGAAAGCUCAAAGUGUGAAGAAAAUAACUUAAGCAGUAUGUUGUAGAUAUUUUUCUGAAGGCUUUGACUUAUAGUUGUGUAAAUUCUUAUUUAUUUAACAAUUAGGUGUUAUUUUUGAAAAACUGUGUAAUUUGUUAACAUAAAAAAAAUCAGUAAUGUUAUUUUAUUUUGAUGUUGACGUAAUUUAUAGUGAUUUCUUUUUAGAACUUCAAUUUUCGUGUUGUAGUUGUCUUAGAGAAUUCCAUACUUUGAUAAUUUUAGGCUUAGCAAUCUGCAGUGGUUUUCAGAUAGAUCAGCAUUACCAAUCUCAAAAUUAAAAUGUAAUAAUUUUUAUUAAUUAUUUCAAGUAAUGAAAUGUUUGAAAUUGUUCAUCUUAAAAGAAGAAUCGGUGACUCAAAAUAGCGAGAGAAUAACAAGCUAAAAUGACUUGUUUAACAUAUAGAUUUCAUUAAAAUGUUUGCAAGGUCUAUGGAUUUCGAUGGCAAUUGACUCUAAAUAUUUUUUAAAUCGAUUUGCAAUGAGAGUUGGUCCAGGAGACCAAAUGAAGCACUAUGUUGAUCAUAGUUCACAGUUGAAAGUCCAUACAGCAACAUAAAAAAAAAAAAACAAGAGAGAGGUACUAUUUAAGAAAUAGUGAAAAUAUUUGUGUGCUAAACAGUAUGGCAAGAAAGACAUUGUUUGCAAAAUACAAGUCUGAUGACCUAAAUAAGGCAAUAUGUAUUCCUUGUGAUAUCAUUCAACACAUCUAACCCCAUGAUUAAACUCAUUUAACAAGUUUUGCCUUACGUGGCUAAUUAACUUUUUUGCAUACCUUUAAUAAUAAGAAAUGAAUUAUUAACACCAAAUCAAGUUAGCGUAUGCUGUGUAUGUUUUACGGCUAAUGGGUUCUUAAGUGAUAAAUUUAGUUUUAUAAUUAUUUUUUCAUUCUCAUGCAACCUAGCAAUGCAAUUAAGUGAACAUUCCUGCUAUUUUUAAAUCAUGAAAAUAAAUAUUUUAGUACACAAA